AUGGAUCUUUUGAAGGACGCUGCUAAGAACUUGAAUCUCUAUGAGGUCAAGGCUUAUGUGCGUAAAGCACAAAAUGUUGCGAUGAAUUACACUGAGAUUGAAUCGAAAGUUAGGGAGGCUACAAACAAUGAGCCAUGGGGUGCGCCCACAACUUUGAUGGCACAGAUUGCUUCGGCAACUUACAAUUAUAGAGAAAGAGAAGAGAUUUUGGCAUUCAUUUUCCGUAGGUUUACAGAAAAGGCUGCCAAUGAAUGGAGACAGAUUUACAAAUCAUUGCAAUUGUUGGACUAUUUGAUUAAAAAUGGUAGUGAGAGGAUCAUUGAUGACGUGAGAUCAAAUCUUUCAUUGAUCCAAAUGUUAAAGUCCUUCCAUUACAUAGAUUCCAAAGGAAGAGAUCAAGGAAUCAAUGUUAGAAAUAAAGCAAAGAAUUUGAUUAGCUUUUUGAAUGACGAUGGUCUAAUUAGAAGUGAACGGAAAAAGGCCAGAGCCAAUCAAAAGAAAUUUGGUGGUGUUUCAUCGGCUGCGUUCGGUGGUGCAUCGUCAAUUGGAACUGGCUAUGGUGGAUCCUCUUCCACUUUUACUGAUGUCGAUGAUGAUGAGUUUACCAAUAGGGUUUACGGUGAUGGUGGUGUAUACGGGGAGAGGUAUGACGAUCCAGCUUCAGCUUACCAAAAUGGAGCAACGGGAAGUAGUGGGGAUCAAUUUGAAGAGUAUGACGUGCAACCGACCACAAAGACGGCGGUGUCGAAGGCAACUACUAAAGCUUCGAGAGUGAAUGCAGGCGCCGCAGCAAAGUCGAAAGCUCAGCCAAGGGAACCAGAAAACGACCUCUUGGGGGAUUUGUUGGGGCUUGAUACUGCUCCAAAGAAUGAUCUUUCUAAAAAUUCUAAUGAAGAUGACGACGAUGAUUUUGACGAUUUCCAAGCUGCCCCUUCACAAUCGCAGAAAGGUAACAAUUUGUCCACCAACUUGUCUAACUUGUAUCAUCCCCAACAACGGCAGCAGCAGCAAUCGCAGCAAUCACAAGCCAUUCCUCAAUUCCAACAAUUUCCAUCACAACUGAAUGUUUUUUCUGGAAACGCAGGAAUUUCUUCUACAGGUUCUUCAUCUGCCGGACCUGCUAAAGCAUCUAACAACGAUGCCUUCUCAAAUUUAUUCCUGUCUGCAAAGACCAAAACGAGUGGACAAAAAGCAAGCGGCUCUCACCGAAACUCAGCUAAGACUUCGGCCACUGCCACCACCGCUACUGCUGCUGGUACCACUCCCGCUCAUGCAUCGUCGCAAAACGAUGACCUUUUCGGUGACUUUAGUUCAAACAACCAAUCUAAUUCUGCUACGAAAUCGAAUGCUAACAGCACCGAUGGCAAGCAAAACGGAGGAGACGUAGAUUUGUUAAGUUUUUAG
This is a messenger RNA of Lodderomyces theae, 1404 nucleotides long. RefSeq names its product Ent3p (gene ENT3). Lineage: Eukaryota; Fungi; Ascomycota; Pichiomycetes; Serinales; Debaryomycetaceae. The transcript has 2 exons. The record is from RefSeq and is a predicted model, not a curated record. Gene Ontology annotation, cellular component: clathrin vesicle coat; plasma membrane; endosome. The coding region runs from base 1 to 1404 and encodes 467 amino acids. Gene Ontology annotation, molecular function: clathrin binding; phospholipid binding. Gene Ontology annotation, biological process: endocytosis; Golgi to endosome transport.